AUGCUUCCUCGUAUAAGUAAUAUCAAGUUCUCCAAGUCGCCAUUAUCUCCAGCCAUUAACGGGCCUCCUGAAACCCACAAACGUUUCACUGUAGAUACUUACAAAUUAAUUAUCCGUUUGUAUAUUUCAGACGUCAGUGCUCUUCCAAUCCCAAAUAUCACAAACAAAAUAUAUGGAAGCAUCACCUAUAGCGCCAAUAUACGACUAGAUUGUGAGAUAACUGGAUCACAUGAUCUAGGCUGGUAUAAAGCUUCUAACCGUCUCAGUAGUAGCAGUUCUCCUAAAUCUGGCAGACGGUUCGCAAUACUGACAAUUAAAAGUUUCACUGAAUUCGAUGAUGGUCUUUAUUUAUGUAAAGCAAAAUGGUCACAUUGGACAACUGAAGACAAAAUUUACCUCAAAGCAGCGGAAGGUACACGUCUAUACUAUAGUGUAGCUACUGUAUAUUGUCGACUUUCAUUUGCAGUAUCAUAAAUUUAUAAGAAUCCUCCAUGAAUCUUAGCGAAUCAAACGUUCGAUUAACUAAAGGUGUAGGUAUACUACUACACACAUGCAGUAGGAUCGAACUAACUACCAGGAAACCGAACACAGUUCGGAUGUUUAUCAAUUAAAACUCUUUAUCUCUGGACACUGUUACUGAAAGACCCCGGGUAAAUUAAAAUAACACUGUUCGAUACAUCGUUUAAAAAUCUUUACACAUCACCUAUGUUUGUUUAUUCACAAUGCAAUGCAAGCGAUUUAUAUAGCCGCUUGAAUUUGAACGAUGUUUUAAUGUCGAUAGACGAUAAUUCCUUAACAAAUUCUUUACUUUAUGGCUAAGAUCUAGAUAUCCUUCGAUUUGUCUUGAAAAUGUCUUCUUUAUAUGACGUGUUUUUGAAGCAGAUGAUUUAAAAUCCAAACAUUUCGAUUAAUCAUAGCAGUUUUUGCCCACAUAGGCCGUUUGCUGCGUCCCGAUAUCGUUCACUUUCAUUUCCCAUGUCUUGUCUUGGACUGAAAUAUUUUUACGAGAACUAACACUUUCGAACACGCUGAGUUCCCGCUCCGUAGACCUGCAGUUUUCUCACAAACUGCAAUUUUAUAGCUUCACUAAUUUCACGCCAACUUUUUUCAUUGUUCAACGACACGGAUCGAUGACGACAGACGAUUAUGUCACUCAAAAGGACCAAUUUCUAUUAAGCAGUCUUCCUUUUAACAAAAGACCGGUUUUGCUCGAAUCAUUUUGAGUUAUGUAAUAUUAUGCGUGUUGAACGUAAACAACAUAUCUUUUCUGCAACUUUGAGAAGGUACAGAUAAAGCUUUCUAGAAUCCUCAGUUCUGGCUCUAUCUCUAUAAAAUCACAAGGACGUUAAUGUUAAGUCUUUUGGCUAUGUCUCUGUGCUGAGAAAUAACUCUUUUAACGCGAUCAAGGUAUUUAUAACAAAAGUAAUGCGAAGUCAACGGAACGGCAAAGACAACACUAAAAUGAAAUAUUGUCGAUGGAUUGCUGGUAAAAGACUUUCAACAGGAUCACUCUUAAAUGAUCUUAAACUAGAAUAAUAAAUGUUCACACCAAAGACAAAGAUCAGUGCCAAAGUAUAUAAAAUCUGCUCUGUAAACUUACGACGAAGUGGAGAAAUGUGUGCAUGAGCUGUUUAUUUGGUAAUUUCAACAUAUGAAAGCCCUCUUUCCAAUAAUACUCGCUAAUCGCACAGAAUAUAUAACACCAACUGAUAUAAUAGUUCAAAUGCAAUGAUAAGUUACCUCUUGAAUUACGCCUCAAAAACUGUGUUGGAAAUUUAAAUGCUGACCCAUUACAUAACAUUACCGUUCUACAUCGCUGUAUAAAACAUUUUUAUCGCAUGUAAGGAAUUAUUUCCUUGUAAUUUUAUAGAGAUAGAGCCAGAACUGAGGAUUUUAGAAAGCUUUAUCUGUACCUUCCCAAAGUUGUAGACAAAAUAUGUUGCAUGUACGUACAACACGCAUAAUAUUACAUAACUCAAAAUUAUUCGAACAAAACCGGUCUUUUGUUAAAAGGAAGACUGGUUAAUAGAAAUUGGUCCAUUUGAGUGACAUAAUCGUUUGUCGUCAUCGAUCCGUGUCGUUUAACAAUGAAAAAAAUUGUCGUGAAAUUAGUGAAGAUAAAAUUGCAGUUUGUGAGAAAACUGCAGGUCUAUCGAGCGGGAACUUUUCGGAUUUGAACUCAGCGUGUUCGAAAGUGUUAGUUCCCGUAAAAAUAUUUCAGUUCCAAGACAUAGGAAAUGAAAAUCGUUUUCUAGGCACUUUUCGGGGUCACAGCAAACGGCCUAACAGCCACAAGCAGGUGUCAAAAUUCAGUACCGUAUUUUAGGAUUACAGCCGAGGUUUUCUAAUGCUUUAUCAUGAUCUUACUAUAUAUACGUAAAGAUAAAGAAGCCAGAGAUAUACCUAGGGGCGAAAUUUGGCCAGAGAUAUACCUAGGGGCGAAACUACCGGAGGAGUAUGAAAAGGGUGACAUCCCUCCAUACGAUUGUGACAUACGGGGUGACACCCCUUCAUACGAUUGUGACAUACGGGGGUGACGCCCCUCCAUACAAUUGUGACAUACGGGGUGACACCCCUCCAUGUUCAAAUCAAUACGACUUUGUUGGACAAAUGUUGGAAAUAACCGGACGAUUUAAUCAUUCUUGCAGCAGAAAAAUAUGUCGCAGAUUAAAAGAUUAUACAUUGUAGUCAGUGAAUGAUGCUUUUAAAAGGUUUUGUUAAAUGGGAAUCACCAACCUUUUGAUCGGGAGACUCUCCUCCCAUUGACAGGCGAAAGAAAGAACCCCUCCAGUUGUAAUACCGAAGUUUUGCCCCUGGCUAUACCUCUUCGAUGUUUCGAAGCCUUUCGUAAGGAGGUUAGUAAUAGUCAGUAAAUAAACUUACAGUAUAUUUCUAAAUUUCAGACGACACUCUUCGCUCGAAAUGUUGAAGUUGUGUACGUUAAUCGUUUUCAAGUCGUUACGACCAAAACCAGGGAAAUGUAUUGUAGAAUAUUACCUAUACAUUGGACCCCAUGCAUGUUCUCGUAUACGCGAGUUUACUAGGUAGUUAUAGAUAUGACUUUUUAAUUCAGUAACAAUUUUAUAUAUUUUUCUCUAAAGUUAAACCUGUGAUUAAUCGGACGGAACCCAAAAAUAAAUUAACAAAAUUUCAUGAUACCCUGCAACUAAAAUGUGAAGUUAAUCCAUCGAAUCCAAGACCCGAGAUGAACUGGUAUGAAUGUGUUGAUGACCUAUUCAACUGCAGUACGAAUUCUCUUGGUUGGUUUGGAUUAAAGAAAGAGUCGUCAAAACUAACCAGUACGCUGAUUAUUAGAGAACAAGAAUUUCAAAAUGUGAGGUAUCGCUGUAUUGCAAGGAACAAGCUGGGUGAAGACAGUUCCACCUGGAAUGUUUUCGAUAAAAGUACGUUAUUUUUUUCAAUACAUGAUCAUUUAGCAUUUCAUGGUGCAUGCAGAAUUCCAUCACAUUUCAUAGAUCCUGAAAGGUUAGCACUUAGGUUAGCAUGAUUAUAACAGCCAGGUUGGUUGAGUGUAUAUAGAUAUAUACCAUAUGAUGAAUAUUUUAAUUUUUCAAAUUUGUGCACAAAAAAUUUAUUACAGAAUAAAGGUAACGUUUUCUUGUUGAAAUUUUAGUCACGUUAACGAACAAAAUGUUUGAUGAAAAAAAUAUUUCGACCUCACUCGCCCUUGCAAAAACUGCACAAAAUACGUGAAAUGUUGCAAUUCAACAUAUGAACUAUAAUUGAAAAUUCUGAAUUUCACAUUAUGAAGUGUGCAUUUUCACAUGUGAACUGCUCCAAUUGAACAUAUGAAAUAACAAUUUCACAUGUACUAGAUAAAACAUGAGCAGCCGAUCUUUAUCUGAUAUACAAACUCGAGCCGAAGGCGAGAGUUUGUAUAUCAGAUAAAGAUCGGAUGCGAAUAUCGUGCAUGCUUAUAAAACGACCCAUCUUAUGAGUUCAUUGGCGAAGUAAUUUUAAAAAUAAACAUUGUCUAAGCCAAGAAAAUCAAAGCUGAAGUUUAUGUAAAUCAGGACAAAUCUUUAUGCGAUGUACAAACAUUGAUUAAACAUUCAUUUCUUUUGUAUUUUCCUCAUGAAUUAUUAAUGAGUUUUAUAAGUGAAGUUAACUGAUUUCAAUAUGUCAGAGUCUCGAAGAAUACAUGAAACUCUAAUUUUCAAAAAGAUUAUGUGAAAAUUGUGAAGUUCACAUACGAAAUGUCCAUUUCAAUUCAUUUUCACAUGUGAAAUGUUCAAUGAUGAUCUGCUUCACUAUUUCAUAUUUUUAAACUUUUAUAGGAGGUAUACCUCACAUGAAAGCAAUGAUUAACAAAGUACCAAUGUAUGAAAUUUUUGGUGUUAACGUCACAAUAACAUGUCAGUGUAAUGGAUAUGUUAUCAUGGAGUGGUUACGAGAUGGACACAAAAUCCCUACGAUGAUAGAUGCUAGUCAUGCUACUUCUUCAACUGGAAGAUUCAAUAUCACCAGGAAAAUUAUUCAAAUUAAAAAUUUCAGUAAAACUGAUGAAGGAAAAUAUGUAUGUCGUCUGAAGUACAGCAAGUACAAUUGGACUAAUUUCAACACUGUUAAUAUAAGUAUGGAAGGUAAGGUAGGACAAAGCUAUUAGAGACCUUACGAUUUUAGAACGGCAACGCGACGGCCAAAAUAAACUCCUUCAAAUAAAUGGUAGUAAAGAUACUUCGUGGUAUAUUAUCAAUUGUAUGAAUUUAACACAGUUUUAGAAGUUGAAGACAUUGGUUUUAUGGUUGGGAAGAGCUCUGCUGAACCCAGUUCGAAGUUGCACUUGUUGCAGCUUGGAAUGCAGCCGUUGUAUCAAGACGUGAAAAUCUGUAAGUUGGCGUUGUAAACAGAGCGAGGACAAUGUCUAAAUUAUUCAUAGGCUGGAUCGAUAUACCGGAUAUAUCCGAUAUACCGGUAUUUGUUUUGAUACCGGUUUGGCGAUAUUGACAAUUUAAAAAUACCGAUAUACCGACAUUUCGGUAUUUUGCUGCCUAAUACCGAAAUGAAACGCUAUUUCAAGUCAAACUUGCUUACAAUCACGUUUAGAAAGCAAAGUUAAUACUCACAGAUGCAUGACAUGCAUGAAAACCUUUUCUGGCUUUUCAAGUUGUUUUUUUAUCGGGCAGUUUGUUGUUUUUCAUCUUAUUUAACUGACAUGCUAACUUGUUUAUGUGUUAGUUUUAAAAAUGCAACGUUUUUUAUGUUUAUAACUAAUAGCAGCUUACUGCAACACUAUCUGAAUUUAUAUAGCUACAAAACGAAUAUUUUUCUGAAUGAUUCAACACUUCGACGCCCUACUAAUAAUUGCCGCUUAGCGCUGUUAAUUGUUAACAUAGCUUGAUAAUGCGAAUCUUGUGACAUUUGCACUAAUAACAGUGUGUGCCACAUUAAUAUUUUGUCAAAACUUGAUUUUUCUUGACGGUCAGCACUUCAGUUUGGCUUAAAAAAAAAACACGUUAAAAAUACCGGAAUACCGGUAUUUACCGGUAUUCUGAUGGCGGUAUAUCGGUAUUCGGUAUUUGCGAUAUCGAUCCAGCCUAAUUAUUCAUAUAUUGUAAUUACUCAAUUGUUUUCAAUGAUCUAUUGUAUUGGUAGCCGUUGCCGUCGCGUUGCCGUCCUAAAAUCGUAAGGUCUCUAUUGUAAGGGUUGACGUGCUUACUUGCUCAAAGUGUGCCGGAACAAGAUCAUGCUGAUAUUCGAUUAAUAUCGUUCCUCAGCAAUGCCUGCAUAGUGUACAAAUGGUGGGUUUCAGUAUUAAGUGUUGACAGACAGACGAUGUUGGUCAACUUGAUCAAUCAAUAAAGAAAGUAAGAAACUAACUCUGGGUAGAAUUCCAUCUUGAAACUCAAUAUUUAUGGAAAACAAGAGGAGACAUGAAGAUUUGACCAGGGCUGUGCGAAACGGAGAAGAUGCUUUUCAAUUCAUAACACUAAAUAACUAGGCUAUUGAACAACGGGGAAAACUGAUCUCAAUAAUAGAGUGCAGUGCUGUUUUAUUACUUAUACAAAAACACCAUUUUGAAGCAGUUCCGUCAGGCAUCUCCUACCAUCUUGCACUGAUGAAACCCACGUCUUUCCUUAUCAGGACUAUCUGGCAACGCUACAGUCAACACUAAUUUACAUCAAGUACAGUAAUACUCGACUCUUUUCCAGUCUCUCUUGAAUUCCGACAUUUUUGCAGUAGUUACUCCUCGCUUAAAAAUAAGAAAAAUCACGAAAAUAAAAAUAAGAAAAAUCACGAGAACAAUGGUGACGAAAUGUAUCUAUAGGUCUCAUCACAUGCAAAUUAACAAGCAUGCAGGUUAUCGAGGAGAAGAAUGUACGCGAUUUUGAAUGCAGGAAACAGCGUUUCAGAGCUCUCAGAAUUUCAAAAUUUCCAAUGUGAUUAUUGCAUUUUCAAUAUUAUCAUCGUGACUACGGCUCUGCAAGAUUCAACUGUAAUAUUUCCAGUUUAUUGAUGAAUUUGUAAUAAAUUCGAACUAUUACUGUUGAAUCCUGUCUCCCUUGUUUUUCUAAAUUCAAUAUUGAGUUUCAAGAUGACACUUCUAUUAGGAUAUAUUGUUUCUUACUUUAACUUCAGUAGUGUUUAUACUCUUAUUUAUUUCUGCCAAAUACAAGGCUAGUACAUAUUAAAAGGAAAGAAUUGCCAUCAUUUUCUAACUCUGAUAGCUGCCGGUUGAUAACCAUCUGCUGUGUGACUGACAUUAUAAUAAUAGUAAAUCCCAUGCACCAAUGGCAAUGGAUUAUAUAGAUUUUACUAAUUUACUGUUCAGUUGCUUUACUGCUGCAGCAUACAUGCAAUAUUCAAAUAUAUUCCUAUUUCGUUGUUAGCCGUCCCAAAUAUUAAAGCACCAGAAAACAAAGAAAGAAAAAUUAUCAAAUACACAUUUCGUGAAGGAUUACAAUUACAUUGUUAUAUGAUAGAAGAAGGAAUUCCUCGUGCAAGCCUGGCAUGGGAAAGAUGUAUUUGCGAUGUAUCGUGCUCCAAAUGUACACAGUGGUCGAAAUUACAAAAUGCUACAAGAGUCAGAACAGUUCGUCAUCAAAGCACUUUGACUAUCCAAUCACAAACCUCUGAAGAAGUGAAUUACCGUUGUAAGGCAAAAAAUAUAGUUGGCAACGAUGAACGUGUGUGGACCAUAGUGAAAAUAGGCGUUAUAGGUUAGUGUAAAUCUGAUUUGCAAUAAAUAAACAUUCAAAAUGUAUUAUGCAUGCAAAAUUAUAGUGAAGUAAAAAAUUCCCACAUGAUCAUGAGUUCCAGGCAAUAAAUUCGAAAACUAUUUAGACAAGAAAUUAAUUUCCAAAAAUCAGUCUAAACAUGCACCAAUCAAUCCCCUUGUUUUGAUCACCAUGAAGAAAGGAAGGUGAACAAUAUAGUUGAAGUAAUAAGUUUUUUAAACGCUCUUUGGUUUUAAAUACAGUUAUUUAGUACGAGCUUUCGACUGCCAGUCUGUAGUCUUCAACGGGUAGAUGCAGAAGAAGAAGACUGAGUCUUUUUCUUCUGCAUCUACCCGUUGAAGACUGCAGACUGGCGGCAGUCGCAAGCUCGUACUACAUAAAUAUUUAAAACCAGAAAACGUCUAAAAAACGUAUUAUGAAUAAUCCUGUUUUCAACAUUUCCACUGAAACAGGAAAUUUUUCCAAAUUUACAUGGACGUUGCUUAUCAGUGGGUUAGGGAAGAUUUUCACUUACAGAGAAAUGGAAAAAAGUCGCUUACUGCGAAAAAAGUCAUUAGUGUAUGAAAACCUCGAAAUCUAUUUGUUUCAUUAAUAAAUAACAGUUCUUCCAGUUUCCCCAGACUGAUAUUGGUCUCUCUCGUCCACAUCUACUUCUUACCACGGUCCUGUCCCCAGAAUGCCUAAAAUUACCAUCUUACAGAGUAUACAAAGUUUAUUCUUGACUAUCCACAGGACCUAACGUAUGCCGACAGACUCGCGAAGAUCAAGAUUCUCCCUCUUGAGUUCAGAAGAGAUAUCUCAGACAUAUGCCUACUUUUUAAAUCUAGAACUGGAGCAAUUACUACUGAUGUGAACAAAUAUAUAUAUAUGUACUUUUGAACCUGGAUACCAAUCAAGAAAUUAUGAUAAAAACAACUAUAAGCUUAUAAUUAAACACAAGCAGGACUAUUUUAGAAAUUCUUUUUUCAUUAGAACGGUUGAACUAUGGAACACUCUACCGUCUCUUGUCAAAUCCUCCAAUUCUUUAAGUAUUUUCAAGUCUCAUCUUCAUAAGUUGUAUUCUACUAAGUUAUCGCAUUACGUACCUCCGGGCACUGCGUGAUCAGCGUUUACACAUUGCGACUUGUUGAACCAUCAUCCGGCCAUUAUCAUCAUAUUUACAAAUAUGUUAUAAAUUGACUCGUGAUUUCCAAAUUGAUUUUGAAUAAUUCAUAAUAGUAAUCUGCAUAGUGGGUAAGUCGCAGUGUGUAAACGUUCAGUGCUUUUAUAGUCACGAUUCAAACCUUAGCUAGUAUAAGUUGUUAUAACUAAUGUGUUAUAACCUGUUCUUUAUCUUUAUUUAUAUUUAACGUCUUUUUAGGGGUUAGGUGUCAAUUGGGACGAGAGUCCUGUUCCUUUCCCCUGUCACGAUUUGUAUCUGUCUUUAUUUGUCUUUAAUUAGUUUGUAUCGUGUAUAAAGUGACAAAUUCAUUAUAUUAUAUUAUUAUUAUAUUAUACAGCAGCUCCUUAAACAAAUAAUUGCCUUCGUCUUUGAGGCGAGCUAGCCGCCCGGCGCAGAUAUUACUGACGGGUUUAAAAUAUUACUAGAACGCCUUUAAUAUAUUUUAGGUGUGACAUCCAAGCAUUCAGUAACAUACGUGGCAAUCAUUGUAAGCAUUACUAUUGCGAUGCUUGUUAUGUCGCUUGUAUUUGUCUUUGUUCUUUACAAAAGAAAGAAACUCUAUGGAAAGUUUUACAUUUUCACCAAUCCGCCAUUACUUGAUUAUAUUGAAAGGAUCGACGGGAAGCGACUGCUAGUAGAACAAACUAACAAAUUACCAUAUUUGUCUGAAUGGGAGUUUCCCAGAGAACGUGUUUUUAUUGGUAAGUUUCCACUCUUUUGUUUCCGCAUUCAUUUUCAUUUUUGAACUUUAUUACACAACCUUUGAAACCCCAUGAAGAAAUUCAGAAUCAAAACGAACCCCAAGUGCUUGAAUUUCAAUUCUACAACAUAAUAUAUAAAGGCUAUAAAGAGCUAUUUUAUUCGUGCAGUUCAUUUAAUUUAAAAUGACACGCGACUACACGAGCUAUAGGUUUUCAUACUGAUUAAGUAUAUGCAUUUUAUAGAACUGUUGUUUCGUUCUGGUUGUUUUCCUUAGAACGGACAUUAGGCCAUGGUGCAUUUGGUCAAGUAUGCUUCGCUAAGGUGAUCGGUAUUGAAGCAUUUAACCCAAGAAGAACUUUAGAGGAAAAGUCAAAACAGUGGCGUCUCUCGGUCAUGCUAAACAGGGAACAUUACUCCUAUGUAAACUGCUCGAACGUUACAGAGGCGGCAGUUAAAAUGCUCAACGGUAAGCUUUGUAACCCUGGUUAUUAAUGUUUUUGUACUAAUUAAAGCACAAGCAGGAGUGCUUUAUGUCCUCUGUCCGAGUGUUUUAUAUCGGAUUUUAUGACUGCGAAUGUUUUAAAUGGCUUAAAAAACGACCCAUUUUAUGUCUUAUGAGUUCAUUGGUGAAGUAAUUUUAAAAAUCAACAUUGUCUAUGCCGAUAUAUAGAACCACAAUUUUCGUUUUUAUUAAUUUUAAAGAAAACUGGAACGAAGGUGAUCUGGAUGACUUACUCAGCGAACUUAAAAUCCUCAUCCAUGUUGGAGAACAUAAAAACGUCGUUAAUAUUCUUGCUGCUUGUACGAAAGGUAGCUAUACUUGAAUUAUAUGCACCCAAUGUAACAGACUUGAUGGUGAUAUAUUAGAGAAUAGAGAGCUUAAUAAGCAAGCGACGUUUUUUGACAACGCGCGGACACCAGGCUUACAUAAUUUAGCUAUAUAGCCGGCGGUUAAUUCUUGCUUGAAAGCAAAAACGGCAACCUGAUAUAUAGUGUUACGCCUGGUUUAACGCGUUCGUUAUUUCAAACAAGAAUGCAUGACUUUCGCCAUGAAUAACGUUUUAACGUCUCGAUUGACUUCCGGAGUUCCGGUCGGCGUUUGUUGAAUCAGAAACGUGCUGUCUAUUAUUUUUGUUGGUGAAACUUCGCCUCUUUGGCGACUUUUUCUCCACUGGUACGGGACCUGGGAAUGCAAUUCCUAAGAUUUCUACGAUUUCUACGGUGACUCGAUAUACUUUUCAAAUAAUUAAUGUGUACAACAGUUUGACAUUUUUAAUUAAACUUCGUAUUUUUAGUUUUUAUGCAGCAGAUAUUGGGAACUUUCUCCCCCCACCCCCCCCCACCCCGCCUCCCUAAUCUAUAUAGUGUUCAAAAAGGCCCUGAAUGCAUGAAACUGGACGAAUUCAAACACACUUAGCGGAUGCAGGCAAAUUUGCCGAGAAGUGUAUGCAGCGCUAACUUUGUUCGGCCUCGUGUUCAGUCUUAAAGGGUAAUAAUGUACAUAUUGUAAGCUUAUUUUGAAGAUCGUCAGUAUAUGUGUGUUAAAGUGCAAUGCAGACAAUGCAGAGUUUAUUCAAAACUGUGGAAUGUCCAGUGAAAACCGAGGGAUGUUGUUGUCAGACCAUAUUCCUUUAUCUUCCGGAGGUUUUCUCUAGUGGCCACGAUUAAGUUUGUUUGCAGAACAAAUUAAAAGACAUUGGCUUCGUGUUUGUGUCUUUCUGGUUAAGAACUUAAGUAAGGAAUCACAUUCCAGAGGUUACUCCGCAAAUGGAUUCGGAAACACAAGAAUGACUAAUUAUAUAAGCCGCUGAAAAAAAUACUGAAAGAAUCUGAAACAGCAAUGAAUAUAACCAUGGUUCUAAAUAAAUAAUAAUAAAAUGUAUUAAUAAACUGCAAAUAAAAUAUAUAUUGCAUAUUUAGGACAUCGCAGUAAAACGUGGAUAAUCAUGGAAUAUUGUCCUUAUGGUAAUAUGUCCGAAUUCCUAAGAAACAGACAAGACAUCUAUGAGCCUGAUUGGCUACAGUUAACUUCAGAUCAUGAUAGUAAACUGAGUAUCACUGAUCUCGUGGAGGCUGCUUCGCAAAUCGCAGGCGGAAUGGAGUUCUUGGCUUCUAGGAAGGUAGUUUACAUUCGAUGGGUCACGCGCCGACGCGCUUUUUUUUGUACUUUUGUUUAUAUAUUUUAUUUCAAAGUAGUCAGACAAAAAGAAGUCUGCUACAGUGGAUCCGGACCGGCCGUACGCGUUUCACUUCGCAUUACUUGCCUUAUUUCAAUAUGUUUCAACCAAAAUAUGUAAAGAAUGAAAAGAAACUACGCCCAUGUCUACACAUGCGCAAAACGAACUUGGCUGCCGCUUUAAAUAUAUUUCUCUUCAUUAACAAUGUUGGGGAGGGGUGUGCCUCUCUAUAAAAAGGCCAAGAGUAGCCCAUAGCCCGAAAUACCAGGACAGACCUGUAAAAAGUGUUUAAUAUUCCUCUGAUCCUAAUUUGCUUUUUUCAAAUGUUCCUCAAACGUGCGUAAAAACAGUUGAAAAUUUGACGGUAUUUCGCCAAAUUUAAACGUUGAACGCGACAACACUUCGCAAUCUCAAGUGACAGAUAAGGAAGUAUGAUAUAAUGAUUUUUUAAGAUUCUCCCAUGAUGUAUGUAUGAAAAAUUGAAAACGUUCCUCAAUCUUCUUUCUAAGGCACAUGUUCCUCAGGAUUCCCACUUUCAUCCAGGUCUGUACCAGAAAUCACUUCACUGCGAUUUCUAGUGCGAGUUUCUUCUGAUGCAUGUGAACGAGUGGAUGAGUUAUGAUUGAUCUAAGUAUGUGUACCUUCAUCUCAGCAUUCAUAAAUCAUCCACUCGUUCACAUCCAUCAGAAGAAGAAAAUCGCGACUAAAAUCACAGCGAAAAUUUCAAGUGUAGACUGGCCUUUGGUACCCCGGUGUUCCUGUUAAAUAUGACUGAAUUGUUUAUUGUUAUAUUCUCAGUGCAUUCAUCGUGAUUUAGCAGCAAGGAAUAUUUUGAUUGGUCAGAAUUUUGUUCCAAAAAUUGCUGAAAUUGGUCUCGCUCGUAACUUUUACAAGAAUGAUAUCUACCUUAAGAAAAAGUCGGUACGUUAUACCUAGAUUAUUGUACUUUACAUAUGUUCUAUCAAGUAGCCUGUUUAUUUCUCAAAAUAUUCGUCUUCUUUAAUGAUUGCGGAAUGAAACUUGUCAUCGCGAUUUAGUAAUUGUCAAUGAGCAGGCAUUGCAGGCAAUGGUUCUCUCAAGACGUAUAAUUUCAGUUUAGAUAUAUUGAAAAAAAGAAAUAUGUAUAUAUCUUUGAACACAUGCACUAUUAUUUAAACAAGGGGGUAAGUAGGAAAUAUAGUUACGCAAACCUUGUCUCAAGGUCAUCAUUCUAACUGAGGGCGAACCAGGAGUCAUUUGUCAGAAGCAUUAUGGCGUAGUCUUCCUGAUUAAAAAUUGAUUGACUGAUUGAUUGAUUAAUUGAUAGAAAUGGCGCAAUUACACUAUACUUAUAUAUACUAUCUGGAAUUUCCAAUCAUACAGGUCCAAGACUGAUAAAUAAUAAAUGCUGUGGGAGAAUGGAAGGUUUUUACAUAAUCAAAAAAAGAAAAUGAUUUAUCCGCAACGAUGCGCUUGAGCCAAGCCAAAAUAUAGAGAAAAUGCUUUCGAAAUACUAUUUCCUAGUUUUCCUUAGCUACUAAAUAAUUAAAUUUUUAAUGACAUUAUGUCACUUGUCGUAUUUAGUGACUAGAUGUGGAAUUUCCAAACAUACAGGUCAAAGACUGAUAUAAAUGGUAAAUGCUGGGGAAGGAUGGAAGGUUUUUACAUAAUCAAAAAGAAAAUGUUGUAUCCGCAACGAUGCGUUAGAGCCGAGCCAAAAUAUAGAGAAAAUGCUUUCGAAAUACUAUUUCCUAGUUUGCCUUUACAAUUAAACUCAGUUUUAAUAACAUUAUGUCACUCGUCGUUUUUAGGGAUUGGUGCCAGUGAAAUGGAUGUCUAUCGAAGCGUUACGAGAUCGUAUAUUUUCUGAAAAAUCUGACGU
Molecule: messenger RNA, 13101 nt
Organism: Paramuricea clavata
Lineage: Eukaryota; Metazoa; Cnidaria; Anthozoa; Malacalcyonacea; Plexauridae
Source: the annotation of a GenBank genome assembly